UGGAGGAGAGAGCAGGCGGAAGGGAUUAUUUCUGAACUUUCAUUUUUCUAUUAGGAUGGCGAGCUUGACAACCGAAAUCAACCGUUUCAACAGUUGUUCUAAGAGACUACAGAUCAUCUUAGACGACACAAAACGAUGCUUUGAUGACAUAAAUGAGUCGGGAAGGUCAGAAGCUGGUCAGCUGUUUUCAGCGGAGCUUCUUCAGGAGGAAGAACAAGAAAUACUAGCCACAGCAAGAAAACCUCCAGGCAUUGUCAUUUUUGGACAGAAUGCUUACUGCAAGUCCUGUGUGGUUAACGAGAUAUUCAGCCGAAACAUUUUCCCUAGAUUCGAAAACGGAGACAUAAAUGGAAAUAAUCGUAUGGUUCAGUUCAAAUAUGGAAGUAAUCUGUCUGUUGGUUUAUCACUUCCAGACGGUUACGAUCUUGCUGAAAAUUUAGAAGCCUAUAAAAGACCUUGGAGUACAAUACCCAUAGAAGACAUUGAGAUUUCAGAGAACCCCAGUUUAGAUGGGGCUAACGGAACAGCUGUGUUGGAAGUGUCGAUCAAUCACUCGAUGCUCCGACACGGGGCAAAGGUCAUUGUGUCACCCUCAAUGAAUGACUCCGGGAGUGACCUGGAACAGAAGUACAGUAAAUGCUGUGAGAAAGUCUCGCCCAUUCUCCUGUUUGCAUUCCAGACACAGGAGCUUACAGAAAACGAUUUAAGUUUUCUGAAGAAAUUACAGACAAUAAGUCAUUACCAGCCUGUGUGUUUCGUUGGGGUAAGUACAGAAAAGUCAGAUUCUAGUGAUGGAAGCAGGACUACAGAAAAAAAUCUCAAUGCCAGUAAACAAAAACUGGAAGCAGGUUGCAAUGGUUCUAUAGAGGACCUUGAUGACCAUGAAAACCAGAACCAUUUGACUAAUAUUGACGAACCGAAUUACUGUGUAUCUCCAAUGUCGUCGCCGCUGUCAAGUGUAUGCUCCAAAGGGACGUGUAAGGGACGUGUGAUAUUGACAUCUUCUUUAGUAUUUCAUCAACUCUGUGAUAUUGGCUAUCUGAGCGAAAGUCCAGGUAGUAGAAACCUCACCAACACAAUGGCCACUGACUACUACGAGGUCGAUAGUGAACUUAUCGAUAAUUUCGCAUCGUUUCCCUCCAGGAUUGUGUACUUCGUCCAGCAAACAAUUCAGCGGUACCUCGUGAAUGCGGCUACUGUCCUGAACAACUGUCACGAACGAUCUCUAAAUAUGUUUAUCGUUUCUGCAUUUGACAUGGCACGAGACAUGAUGAUCACUCCGAAAAAACUAGAAUUUGCACGAGGGAAGGAGACCGAGUUGUACAAAUCUCUGAUGAAGAUCUCUGUAGAGAAGGGUGACGAGAUUAAAUUGAUGAUAUCGGAGACUAUCCAGAGUAUUCACCAGAGUUUAGUCGACAAAGCAGCACAGUACGAGUUUCUAGGUAAGGUAACCUGUUUGUUUUCUCUUUGUUGUCGUAGAAUAACAUUAACUCUAUAUCAGUACUUUAUAGUGGUUAUAUUUCGCGGGGAUUUUAAUUUCGCUAUAUUCGCGAAUUGACUAAUAUCCGCAAAUUCUUAACACCAGUGAAAUUAUUGAAAAAUGUUAUCCACU
Mizuhopecten yessoensis (Yesso scallop) is the source of this 1612-nucleotide messenger RNA. RefSeq names its product dual serine/threonine and tyrosine protein kinase-like. NCBI's taxonomy places the organism in Eukaryota, Metazoa, Mollusca, Bivalvia, Pectinida, Pectinidae. Bases 56 to 1558 code for a protein of 500 amino acids. The record is from RefSeq and is a predicted model, not a curated record. The transcript has 3 exons.